CUCUUUGAUACCCAACUCCCGCCAUGUCUCCCUCCAAAGUCUCCACCAUCGUCUUCGACAAGUUCUACAACAUUGUCGACGGCCAGCUACGCGACACCAAAGACACUCCCCACCACGGCGUCAACCCCGUCACCGGCCAGGAGCUGUGGGACGUCCCCGUCGCCAGCAAGCAAGACCUCGAAGAUGCCGUCGCCGCCGCAAACAAGGCCUUCGUGUCCUGGAGCCAGACCUCAAUCGAGGAGCGCAAGGAGCUGCUCGGCAAGUGGGUGGCCGUCUACGCGCAGCACAGAGACGACUUCAUCAACCUCCUGAUCAAGGAGACGGGCAAGCCGCGCAAGUUUGCCACCGUCGAGGUCGACGGCGUCACCCAGUUCGCCGGCUUCCACACCACCCUCACCAUCCCCGAGGAGCGCAUCGAGGACGACGAAAAGGUCAUCACGACCCGCUACACGCCCCUCGGCGUCGUCGGCGCAAUCUGCCCCUGGAACUUCCCCCUCAUCCUCUCCAUGGGCAAGAUCGCGCCCGCCCUGCUGACCGGCAACACCAUCAUCGUCAAGCCCUCGCCCUUCACCCCCUACACCUCCCUGAAGAUGGUCGAGACGAUGCAGGAAGUCUUCCCGCCCGGCGUCGUCCAGGUCGUCGGCGGCAACAACGACCUCGGCGCCUGGCUCUCCCUCCACCCAAACGUCCACAAAAUCUCCUUCACCGGCUCCAUCGCCACCGGCAAAAAGGUCAUGGAAGCCGCCGCCAAAACCCUCAAGCGCGUCACCCUCGAGCUCGGCGGCAACGACGCCUCCAUCAUCCUGCCCGACGUCGACAUCAAGAAGACCGCCCCCGAAAUCGUCAUGGGCGCCUUCCAGAACUCAGGCCAGGUCUGCGUUGCCACAAAGCGCAUCUACAUCCACGAGGCCAUCUACACCGACUUUGUCGCCGAAAUGGCCGCCUUUGCAAAGUCCAUCAAGCUCGGCGGCGGCGACGACCAGCCCGACGACAUCCUCCUCGGCCCCAUCCAGAACAAGAUGCAGUACGACAAGGUCAAGACCUUCUUCCAGGACUCCAAAGCAAAAGGCUACAAGUUCGCCGCCGGCUCGCCCGACGCAACCGAUUCCGCACUCCCGCAAAAGGGCUUCUUCAUCACCCCGACCAUCAUCGAUAACCCGCCAAAUGACAGCCGCAUCAUCGCCGAGGAGCCCUUUGGCCCCAUCGUGCCCACCCAGCCCUGGUCCGACGAGGAGGAGGUCAUUGCCCGCGCAAACAAUACAAACACCGGUCUCGGCGCCUGCGUCUGGGGCGCCGACGUCGACCGUGCCGAGCGCAUCGCCCGCCGUCUCCAGGCCGGCAGCGUCUUUGUCAAUAGCUGGGAAAAGCCCACGCCGCAGGCCAUCUUUGGCGGCCACAAGGAGAGUGGCAUUGGUGGCGAGUGGGGCCAGACCGGCCUGCUCUCCUACUGCAACCCGCACGUCAUCCAUUCCUACAAGCUGAAGUUGUAGUGCUUGUACUUGUUAGGAGUAGUACUAG
Molecule: messenger RNA, 1518 nt
Organism: Pseudovirgaria hyperparasitica
Lineage: Eukaryota; Fungi; Ascomycota; Dothideomycetes; Acrospermales; Acrospermaceae
Product: aldehyde dehydrogenase
Exons: 1
Coding region: 24-1490 (488 amino acids)
Molecular function (GO): aldehyde dehydrogenase (NAD+) activity
Source: RefSeq, a predicted model, not a curated record